UGUUAUAGCUAUUUAUAGUUAUCUGUCUAUUAAUCGUAUUUUACGUUUCUUACGUCAUUAUUUUGUAUAGAUUUAGGCAAAUCUAAUAUCAUUAGGCUCUUAAAGGGAUUUAAGUUAAUAUUAAGAACAUUAAUGGCGCCAAAACGUGUCAUUUUACGGACUAAAUACGUUUUUAAAAAAUAUCAGACAUCUAACAUGCAGAAUUAUUGAUAUAUGUAACGUUAGUGUUAUGUUUUGUAUUGUAUACUAGUCUAGUAAAGUGUAGCAAAUCUAAUGUCAUGGAUGCUCUUGGAUUUGUUAUGGGAGAGAGAGCUGUAAAUCUUCGUGUCAAACACACCAGAGAUCUCAUACAUGGUGCCCACAUUGGCAAACCCAUGUCCACCUUCGCCAGCGUGAGCAUGAUCUACUGUGGAGACAAUAAUGAAGAAAUUGUCUUCAGCAGGCGCAUUUCAGGGGAUUCGUCUGAGUAUCGUGUGAAUGGUACACCGGUCACAUUAGCGAAGUACACUGGACAGCUGGAGAAGAUUGGCAUUGUGGUGAAAGCAAAGAAUUGUCUGGUGUAUCAGGGUGCUGUGGAGACCAUUGCCAUGAUGAAUUCCAAAGAGCGAACAAAGAUGUUUGAACGAAUCAGCAGCUCUGGAGAGCUGAGCGCAGAGUACGACGCCAAGCUGGCGGCCCUGCAGAAAGCCAAAGAGGACACCCAGUUCCACUUUAACAGGAAGAAAGCAGCUACAGCUGAGAAGAAACAAGUCUUUAAAGAUAAGACUGAGGCCGAAAAAUAUCAGGCGCUAGUGGAUGAACACAGUGAAAGCAAACUCCAGCUGACUCUCUUUCAACUCUUCCACAAUGAGAAAAAGAUAGACACACAGUCAGACUCGCUGAGGGAAAUGCAGGAUGCUGCAGCGCAGCAGAAGAACAGCCUCGACGACUGGGAACAAACUAUGAAGGCUCAGAAGAAAGAACAUGGGCGGCUGAACAGAGAACAUCAGCAGCUGGAGAAGGAGAUCAGAUCUCAAGAGCAGAUUCUCAAUCAGCAGAGGCCUCAGUACAUCAAAGCUAAAGUGAACACCUCCCACCACGAACAAAAAGUGGAGGAGGCACACCGUUCUCUGCAGAAGAACCGAAGUCAACAGGCCAGGAAGGAGCAGGAGCUAGAUGAGCUAAGGAGCGAGCUGGUUGAACUGGAGAGGGCUUGGAAGGCUUCUGAGAGACAGAUGGAGGAGGAAGCGGCUCAAAGAGGAGCUGGAGUGCAGCUAGAGGAGAGCCAGAUGGAGCGGUAUAAGGAACUCAAAGAGCUGGCCAGAAAAAAGGGAGCCGUUUUAAACCAAACUGCAGAGAAGCUACACUGGGAGGUAAAAGCAGACCGUGAGAAGCUCCAGUUUGACCUGAGGAGGAAAAGCGAGAUACAGGCAAAUAUUAAACACAGUCAAACUCGGCUGGAAGAUUUCAGCAGAAGGGCAGAGAAGCUGGAGGAAUUUGCCAACACUACUAGGAACGCUCUUGAGGAGCAGCGUCAACAGGAAGAGCUGCUGGCAGAGGAGCUGUCGAGAGGCUUUGUGCGAAUGGAGCAGGUGAACAUGGAGCUCACCCAGGUGCUGACCGAGCUGCAGAACGCUCGUCUUGACAGCCAAGAGAACCGACGUCAGCAGAGACGAGAUGAGGUCCUGGAAAGCCUCAGGAGACUCUAUCCUGAUGGAGUGUAUGGCCGUCUAGUGGAUUUGUGCCAGCCCAUUCACAGGAAAUACCAGGUCGCUGUCACCAAGGUGUUUGGCAAAAACAUGAACGCUAUUGUUGUGACAUCUGCGAAAGUGGCUCAUGACUGCAUCCGAUUUCUGAAAGAAGAAAGAGCUGAACCAGAGACAUUCCUGCCUAUUGACUAUAUAGAUGUGCGGCCUCUGAAUGAGCGUCUAAGGGAAGUGCAAGGAGCCAAGAUGGUAGUAGAUGUGGUUCAGUGCGCUCAAAAUGCCCCUCAGCUUAAGAGGGUGAUCCAGUAUGUGUGCGGGAACUCUUUAGUUUGCGAAACUAUAAAAGAUGCUCGUCGGAUUGCCUUCGAUGGCCCUGAGCGCCUUCAGACGGUGGCUCUUGACGGCACCUUGUUUCGCAAGUCUGGGGUGAUUUCAGGAGGCACGUCAGACCUGCGCAGUAAAGCUCGACGCUGGGAGGAGAAGGAUAUGAACAAACUGAAAGAGGAGAAAGAUAAGUUGUCGUCCGAGUUGCGUGCUUUGAUGAAGCUGAAGCGCAAAGAGGAGGAUUUAAAGCAGAUUAGGGCUCAGUCUCAGGGAAACCAGACUCGCCUCAAAUACUCCAACUCAGAAUUGGAAUCCAUACGCAAGAAGAGCAUCCCAGCUUGUCAGACUGAGAUUUCCAAACUCAGGAGUGAGCUUUCCAACCUCGAGGCCCAGAUUGAGAUACAGACUGAGAGUGUAGAACUAAAGGAUAAUGAGAUGAAGGCCGUCAGAGACCAAAUUAAUCAGAUUGACGAUUUGGUGUUUGCGGACUUCUGCGCAGAGAUUGGUGUGGCUAACAUCCGUGAGUACGAGCAGGAUUAUCUCCGAAUGCAGCAGGAGAUUGAGAAGAAGCGCCUGCAGUUUGAGUCCCAGCAUACCCGUCUAAGUACCCAGAUGGAGUAUGAACAGGCUCAGUUGGAGAAACUUGUCAAACAGAUGAAGAAGAUAGAAGAGACCAUGGAAAAAGAGGAGAACGUUGUUAUCAGCUUGAAAGAGGUGGAAGAUAGACUUAUGAUAGCUGUGGAGCAGACGCAAUCUAAUCUCAUCGAACUGAAUAACCAGCUGUCAAAAAAGGCAAAUUUAGUUAAAGAUGCCAAAACAGAGCUGGACAAGACUCUUAAAGGCUUCCAGGAGAGAUCCAGGGUGCUGGUGAAGCUUCAGAAGGAAAUGAUCUGCAGAGAGGCGGCUCUAGAGCACCUGAGACUGAGCAAACACAACCUGCUGCUGGCCUGUAAGAUCAACGGCUUACCGUUGACUCUGAUCUCUGGAGCAUUAGAUGACAUCUGUGACAUACAGCUGGACCCAGAGUCUCAGAGCGUCACAACUCGGGGCAUUUUUGAACGAGAGGCGCAAAUGGUGUUUGAUUAUUCAACACUGGACAGUGGCCUUAAGGACCUCACCGAAGACAGUGAAGUGGAAGCUGAGUUGGAGAAGCUCAAAGAGGGGGUCUCCUCUCUGGAGUCCAUGAUAAUGAUGUCAAGAGCUCCCAACCUGAAAGCUCUAGAAAAGAUCAGAGAGGUGAAGGACAGCUUCCGGGAAGUCAUGGAUGCAUUUGAGACCAGCACACACGCCACUAAGAAAUGCAGUCAGGAGUUUGAGCAAGUGAAGGCCAAACGCUUCCAUCUCUUCAGCAAGUGCUUUGAACACGUGUCUGUCGUCAUCGACCAGAUUUACAAGAAACUCUGUAGGAACGCCAGCGCUCAGGCCAUUCUCACUGCUGAGAAUCCAGAUGAGCCCUACCUGGACGGCAUCAACUAUAACUGUGUGGCUCCUGGGAAACGAUUCAUGGCAAUGGACAACCUGUCAGGAGGAGAGAAGGUCAUCGCCGCUCUCGCUUUGGUCUUUGCCAUUCACAGCUUUCGUCCUGCUCCUUUCAUUGUGCUGGAUGAGGUGGAUGCUGCCCUGGACAACACAAAUAUUGGCAAGGUUACAGGAUUUUUCCAGAUGAUGUCCAGAGAGAGCUGCCAGAUCAUUGUGAUCUCGCUGAAGGAGGAGUUCUACUCCCGGGCAGACGCACUUCUUGGAGUCUAUUCAAUGUUUGACGAAUGCAUGUUUAGCAGUCUGCUCACCCUGGACCUCACCCCAUACCCACUCAACGACGAGAACGCCACAGACAGAGAGAAGGACAAAUGAUGGGUGGACAGCAGAUAAUGUGAAGGAUAAAAUGUUCAUUGUUAAAGAAAAAGGCAAUUAAAAGUGUUUAAAGGAUUGAAUGUUCAGCUGCUAAAUUUAAUUACCUAUCAUCAUUUAACCGGUUUGAGCUGUUUUUUUAAAAGUACAUUUUUUUGUAUUUACAUUUUGAAUGUUUAAGUUGAUCUGUGAUACAACUUUAUAAGUGUUUCAUGUUCAAGCAGUUUUACGUGUUAUUGGUCAAUGCCCGUUUGCAUUUGUUCAUUGUGGAGAGUAAUUUUAAUACACUUUUAAUGUUUGCAUUCGUGGAGACUUCUGUCAUUUAUUAGUAGUUGUGCAAACUGUACACUGUACACUUUGACCUGUCUCUCUGUCACUAGGGUGGGGUUUCAGCAAAACAUCAGCCUCUGUUAUUCUAUUCUAUUCUAUUCUAGUCUUUCUUGUCCCUGCUUCUCUUCUCGUCUCCUCGUAUAUAAAGCUUUGCUUAUAGCAACUCCAAUGGCAUCUUACACAGUGGUCAUCGUCCCUCUCAAGAACAGUCCUACCAGUCUGGAUGCAUUGCAGUUCUUCCUCUGGGUGAAGAAGCUGAAGGACUUAGAGAGGGAAAAGGAUCUUCUGUGGAUGGGAUUGCAGGCUUUAGAGCAGCUGCGAGAGAAGUUAUGUUUCAACCUUGAAGAUGACAUGGACAAGUUCAAGAAAGGAGAGUCGAGAGAAGUGUUUCCAGACACUCCCACCCUACUGUUGGCUCAGAUCCAUAGAGUGAACAAGUCCUUGAGGAAUCUAUUGUGUGACUCCAGGAAUCUCACUGUUUCUGCAACAGAAGGUACUGAAGGACACCGGCCCUCUCCUUGCUUUUCAGAAGAAAGUGCUUGUUUUUGAUCAGAUGUUUGUUUUGAUGUUCUGUACUGCAUUUUCCUGUGUUUUAUGCUUGAGUUGAAGUCGUCAUUUUCUGUGCAAUAAAGAAAACUUGCUUACUUGA
This is a messenger RNA of Labeo rohita (rohu), 4836 nucleotides long. RefSeq names its product structural maintenance of chromosomes 1B (gene smc1b). Gene Ontology annotation, cellular component: nucleus; chromosome; cohesin complex. Gene Ontology annotation, molecular function: ATP hydrolysis activity; ATP binding; DNA binding. NCBI's taxonomy places the organism in Eukaryota, Metazoa, Chordata, Actinopteri, Cypriniformes, Cyprinidae. The coding region runs from base 279 to 3860 and encodes 1193 amino acids. The record is from RefSeq and is a predicted model, not a curated record. Gene Ontology annotation, biological process: sister chromatid cohesion. The transcript is spliced from 28 exons.